Messenger RNA from Bradysia coprophila, 6121 nucleotides. RefSeq lists its product as uncharacterized. The record is from RefSeq and is a predicted model, not a curated record. NCBI's taxonomy places the organism in Eukaryota, Metazoa, Arthropoda, Insecta, Diptera, Sciaridae. Gene Ontology annotation, cellular component: nucleus. Gene Ontology annotation, biological process: positive regulation of transcription by RNA polymerase II.
GUAGCAAAGCAGCUUAUUUGCUUGUGGAAAAUAGAAAGAAAGAAAGGAAAAAAAAGAGAAUUUGAAUGGAAGAAAAGCACAAGAAUAAAGUGAAAAUUCAAUUCAAUUUUUUUACGAAUGUUCCGAAAAUAACUUUGAAGUGAAAUCGAUUGAACGAGAGACCUCCUCAACAAAACAAACAAAAAUUGUUUUAUUUUUUUCUCUUAUCGAAUCGCAGUUUUUAUUGAUAAAGAAAUGCCAUCUUUAGAGCGAUUGGUUUAUUUGAAGAAUAUAUCGACUUGCUGUGUUGAGUAACAUUAGUUUCCAUAUUAUAAGAGUGUGUUGUGAACUGGGGAUAUUGAAUUUUUGAUAAAAGUGAUUCAACGAAACGAAAUUACAAGAACAAAUUUGUUUCGUUGGUCUUCAUCAAUGUGUGUAUGGUGUGCCUAAUGUUCCAAUGGUUUAAUAAAAAUUAAGAUUAAAAUUAUCAGUGGUGUGUUACGUCCUCGCUCAGCAAUGUUUAAAAAAAUCUAUUGGUGUAACUAGAGCGACGAUAAUAAAUUUUCUCUUUGUAUAUUGAACGUUUCCAGUCAACCUUUAUAGUUUCCACCUAUCGUCAUGACAUUGUUGGUCAUAAUGGACGCACCCGGUGAUCCAAAAUCGAACGCAACAUGGAUGCACCAUCUAUGGUUCAUCGGUCCGGCGACACAUUGAUCGUUCGAAGUGUGGUUAGUGGAGAUCAAUUGUAUCUGGACAAUAACGAGCAAGGAGUCAAUAAGUUACUUCCAUUCCACCAUAAUUCGUUCAACAAUAACAAUGACAAUGAAAGCAACGGCGAUGUGGACGAUUCGAAUCUAGACAAUACGUCCAAUUUGCCGCAGUGUAAAAUCAAACGGAACUACUCCUGCAACAAUUGCACAUUUUUCACGCAAAAUCCGAGACAUUUCCUCAACCAUUUGAAGGACGUUCAUGGUGAAAAAAUCAUCAUCAACGAAUGCAAGUACUGUUUGUAUGCAUCAAAGCAUUACCAAAAAUUGGUCAGACACAUGAAAAUGGUGCAUGGUUCAACUGACGGAUUAGAGGAACAGGCACAAUCACGGAAACGGGCAUCUCAAUUGGCUCGUGAACAGAAAAAACGGAAAAGUAGUCUCGAGGACAUCCAUCUCAAUCAACAACCGCUGUCACUAAUCCAACAGCAAACACAACCAUUAUUCGUCAAUCAAUUGCUGGCAGAACCGUCCUCCAGUCCCGAUUACACCAAUAAUAAACUACUCAAAUGUACGGUCUGUGACUACUCGACGUUGCACCGCGAAAAGCUAACGGAACAUGAACGCGAAGAGCACAACAAAACGAAAUUUUUCCGUUGUGAGAAGUGCAGCUACGUAACUCACAUCAAAGCUCGAUUCAGCAAGCACGUCAAAUACCAUUCGAUGCCAAUGAUCAAGUGUGUGCUGUGUGACUUCCGAACGCCGUACAAGUGGAACUUGGAUCGACAUAUGAAGAACCAUGGUGGCGCUGGAUUAUAUAAAUGCUCCGCAUGUAACUUUACCGCUGAUAUCAAACAGAGUCUAACCGUUCACGAAAUGAAUCAUCAUGUACCGCCGGUCGGUCAUGCAUCUGGAAUGAGCAUGGCACGCCGACGAAAUAAAGUCGGCGGAACCGACAUUGUCGAACAAUAUUCACCGAUGAAUCUCUCCGACAGCAGUGUCGGCGUGGCCAGUGGCAUCGACUUUUCCACAAACAACAACAACAACAAUUCGUCGCUGAAUAGUUACAAUGAACCGAUGGCAAAGAAAAUUCGAAUGGAGGAACACGAACAGCAGUGGUACCAAUCGAUGGCAGCGGAUUUAUCGCAAAGGCCCCACACUGAAACGGUCAGUUCGCAAAAGAAGCCCGCACGUCCAGUACCGAAUCUCAUUCCAAUCCAGCCGGCGAUAGUAAGUCCAACGGCGAUGAAUUUGAGCAUCACUCCGCGAAGUUUUCACGACAAUACACCGGCCACUAUAACGAAGAAUGAGCGUACACUGAACGACCUAGCAAUGCUACUAUCCGGUGCAGAUGCCAUGAAUUUACAGGCCUCCGAACAUAUGAUAGCAAACAGCAAGAGAAUAUUCAGAGAACUUAUGGCUCUCUCCCACCAAAAUGAAGGAUUAGUAAUCAAUCCGGAAAAUGUUGUUUCACCGCCACAGCUGUCUCCGACGUCCAGCAAUGCUUCGUCGGUGGCAAAACGAAAAACCGUAAACUUUUUCGAAGAACUGAAGGAGAAAUUUAUCGCUGCUAAUGGGGGAAGCCUAACAUGUCGGUGUGGACACUCGUCGAAGUGUCUAUCGGAGCUUUUGAUCCAUCAGAAAAUGUGCAGCAAAUAUUCGCAAUCUCCAGUGAAUCUGUCAACCGGUAGCAGCAGUGGAUCGACUCGCUGUCAAUUCUGUCGCCAGCGAUGCAAGUCCAGUACUGAUCUUAUGGUUCACAUGCAGCACUGUAUGGAGGCUAGAAGCAAUGCCGAUUCCAUGGAAUCAAUUUCUUCUGACUACGGAAGUACAGACAAAGUUGACGGAUGCGAUGAUAUUAUGGAUGAGUCGUGCGACGAGGAAAACGAAAACGAUGGCGAACCACAUCCGAUGGAACACAAAGUGUUUGUGUGGAAUAAAAUGCCAGAACGACGGGAAAAUGAUAAUGACAUUGGCGAUGAUGAUCGUGAUGACAACAACGACGAUGCGCACAAUGAAGACAGUGAAACUACUGAAGACGGACGAACAGAGAAAAGUAAAUAUUUUGCUGUCGAGACAGCACCCGGAUACGGUGAGGUGACUAAAAAGAUGAACCCCGAUGACGAACCAGCUAGUGGUUCGCUAAAGAAAGUGUUCAAAUGCCCGCAUUGCACAUUUUGGGCAUCGACAGCAUCCAGAUUCCAUGUUCAUAUCGUUGGUCAUCUGAACAAGAAGCCGUUUGAAUGUUCGUUAUGCUCAUACCGCUCGAACUGGCGCUGGGAUAUUACCAAGCAUAUUCGCCUAAAGACAAUUCGAGAUCCCAGCCACAAAACGGCCAAGGUUUUAAUGAACGAUGAAACUGGCCGUCGAAACUACACCAAGUACAACAAACAUAUCACCCUGAUGAAAGUGGACGCUGAAGACGGAGAUCCUAAGCUGCUAAAGUCCGGCGAAAUGACACCAAGUCAAGAAGCGAAUCUUUCAUUCCUUCAGAAAAGUGAAUCAAACAUUCCGCAGAAAGCGAAAGCGAACGAAGUGAUCGAUUUGGAUAAUGAAAUUCCGUUGUCAUUGGUGAAGCCAGUCGUUUCUUUUGACCUGACCGGCAGAUCAACAUCGUCUUCAGCAGUCACUGUUGGAGAAGAAGAACAGGAUCUAAAUAAACAGGCGAAAGCUAAUAAAAAUGAUUCGAAGGUGACAUCGUUCAAGUGCAAGAAAUGCAACUUCCGUGACGCUAAUCGAGAUGUGGUCUUGAAUCACGUUAAGGGACACUACCAGGAAGCUGGAAUUAAGUUCGAAGAUAAAAAUGUGCCUGCAGCAGAACUGUCUCAACAAAUCAUUUCUCAACCGAAUCCAUCCCCACCGAUAGCCGCAGCUAGUCCAAUACCUACACCAUCGUCAUCGCAAACCAGCAAAUUAUACAGCAAGCUACUCUCAGCGGCAAUGGGUUUUCCCAAUUUGAAUGUUCCACCGCAAUUGCACCCGACGGCACUGAAGUCCUUACAACUACACAACCAGGAUCUUCAUUCAGCGCCAUUAAAUUUACAAAAGCCUGUAACGCCACAACCACCACAAUUGGUUCCAGCCGAUAUGUCAACGGCCACUUCAUCAUCAUCAUCAUCGUCAACAACUGCGUUGUCAGCAGCUGCUGCUGUUGUUGUAUCAGAAACAGCACAACCAACAAUUGAGCACGGUGAGACGGAUGAGGCAAGUUCUCUGGGUACUUCGGUGACAGGUUGGCGAGACCCAGCACCCUAUCGCUGUGGUCAUUGCCAUCAGAUGUCUAAUUGGAAGCAUGUCAUUCAGCGUCAUUGCCGUUUGAAGCACAAUGGCGACAUCAAUAUCGAGGUAAUCGAAAAGCGCAAUUCAAAUAAACGGACAUAUGUGCGUCUUAACUGUCCCAGUUCAUCCGGUCAACGUAGCAGUCAUCAUGAUAUGACCGAAAGUGGCAGUGAAGAUGUUAUGGAACAUCAUGCAAUAUCACAAUCACCCAGCGUAUCACAGCAACUAUCCUCCACCAACAAUGCAGAACAAUUUAAUCAAUUGGCCGGCAAUUAUUCAACAGAAAAUGCUACCGAAUCACCGAAAAAUAUGGAAACGGAUCAUGACGAUGCGAAAUCACUCCCCAACCAAUCGAAUCCACCGAAUCAACUCAUUCAACUUUUGAAUAAGAAACCGAAGCGCUAUCAAUGCCCCUCGUGCCCGUAUGUGAGUCCAUGUCGUUCGCAGCUGGAGAGCCAUCACAAAUUCCACAAUCAAAACGAGUGCAGUACGUUCCAGUGUCGACAUUGUAGUUAUAAUGUGACCAAAAAGCAUCUGCUCUACCAACACCAAAAGAUGCACGAAUAUGAAAAGGUCGGUAGAGACGAGACCAACGAGGAUAGCAGUGCAUCGGAAGCCAUCGAUUUGACCAGCAGUCUGCCCAAAUCUUCGGAUGGUCAACAUGAAAAGCAAUUGAUGUUCUGCAGCUACUGCCCGGCACGAUAUUUGAACGAAAAAGAACUGAAAGGUCAUACGAAGAUGCAUGCAUCAUUUUUCCCAUAUCGGUGCGCUAUCUGUACGUACACAUCGCGACAAGAAUCGUACAUUGAAACACACUUGAAUGUUCAUACCAGUAGCUACCAACAGAAGACAAAGUUGAUGCUCAAUGAAUUCGACAUCAAAUCCGACUGUCCGCAGCCAAGACUAUCAACCAUUCCAACGGAACACAAUGACGAUAACGUUUUCUGGAUCGUCAGCGAAUACAAUCCGAAACCUCGACCGAAUGCUGGCAGCUCGAACAAUGACAUGGAUUUGGAUGAUAUGAUAUCGGCCAGCAAAGUGCCGAACAAAACAUUCGCCAGUCCACCAAAAAUACCACCCGUUCACGAUUCACCAUGCAAACCAUCAACGUCGAUCGAUAGCAUCGCAUCGCCACCACCACCGACUACACACAAAACGAUUCUACUACAGUCGCAAGGACUCCAAAAUCGCGAAUCGAAACAAAACAAAAUCGUCAUCAGCAAACCGGAGAAAUGUCCGCAUUGCCCAUUCUGUACAACCAAACCGGACGUGCUGAAAGAGCACAUGCAAUGCCAUGUCACCGUUUCGGGCACACAGAAUCCGAACAACUGUGACCACUGUGACUAUUCCGUGUCCGACGAACUGGUGCUGAAAGAGCACAUCAAACUACAUUUCUGUGCGUCGUCGCUGUCGCCGACGCUGAUUUCGAACCGAAAAUCUGUGGCCUUUUUUACGUGUUACGAUGGACUGACGUUGAGCGGGAAAAUGGAUUCGGAUGUGGAUGGGCAUGAAAGUCGUACGAUCUAUCCGAUUGCCGACGAUCAGGAAAUGGAGAGUGUCAGUGACAAAGAGAAUAAGAAAAUUAUCGUCGAUAUUAAUACAGGUGAAGAAAUGAAGUAAAAUGAGGGGAGAAUUUUUGUUUUUGAUAGACAUAAACGGGGGCUGCAAGUCAGCCGCGCAAAUGCUACGACUAAUAUAAAUAAUAUUUAGAGUAAAUAUUGUAAUACACCGGGGCCAUAUCACCACAACCGAUUUUUUUUUAAGUUGAUGAAGAGAAAAUAUUUAAAAAAAAAAUUAAACAUUUGGAACGUUGGAUCCAACACUGUUCAUGAAUGAAUUGCUAAUUAUUUUUCUUCUUUUGUUUUUUUUUUUUUAAUUUUACGCAAACGUCUGUGUUGAGGCUCACAGAUGCUGUUAAUAUUUAUUUUGUUGUUAAAAAUAGAAAAGAAAUUUCUUCUUCUUUUGUGAAUGGUGGGCGCUUUCGCAGCAACCACCAAUCAUAGAGAAGAUAGAGACGGGUGUUGGCCAUAAUUAGAAAUCGCUAGUUGUAACUCUUUUUAUCAAAGGCACAUUUCAUUAGUCAUAUAGGUUUACGUUACCCUUUACCAGCGUUAAUUGUUAAACGACACAAAAAAUGUAAUUAUAAUUUAGAUGAA